AUGACCUCUUAUUUGCUUCAGAACAAAUACAUCGAUACAGCUGAGCAGAAAGGAGGAGUACCCGGUGUAUCGAGGUGCGUCGAGCAUACUGGUGUCAUCACCCAAAUCAUCAAGGAAGCACGCGAGAACAAAGGAGACCUCGCGGUGAUCUGGCUUGACCUAGCAAAUGCAUAUGGUUCUGUUCCACAUCAGAUGAUACUAAAGACUCUACAGUUGUAUCAUGUACCCAUUCGAUUUAGGCAGAUGUUGCAGCACUAUUUCGACAGCUUCAUCAUGAGAUUUUCAACGAGGGAAAUAAUCACUGACUGGCAGAGACUUGAAGUAGGCAUCGUUACUGGGUGCACAAUUUCAGUGGUGCUGUUUACCCCGGCCAUGAAUCUGAUAGUAAAGUCAGCAGAGAAGCCAUUCAGAGGACCCAAAAUGACUUUUGGGUGUAUUCAACCACCAACAAGGGCAUUUAUGGAUGAUAUGACCAUUACAGCAAAGUCUUACGUCAAGGGAAGGUGGAUGGUGAAAGACAUCGGCGAACUAAUGGAGUGGGCCAGAAUGAAGUUCAAACCCCAGAAAUCAAGGAGCAUGGUUUUGAGGAAAGGACAGAUUCAAGAGAGUGCAAGAUCUAGAAUCGAAGAUCAGCUCAUCCCGACUGUUAAGGAGCAACCAGUGAAGUGCCUCGGGAAGUGGUUUCGAGACUCGCUCAAUGAUCAACAGAGUAUCAAAGACACGGUAGUGCAUAUGGAGAGUUGGUUGAAAGAUGUGGACAAGUGUUGUAUGCCAGGAAAAUUCAAGGCCUGGAUUUACCAACACGGCAUCCUACCACGCCUAUUGUGGCUGCUGCUGGUGUACAGUGUACCGUUAUCAACAGUGGAAGCAAUGGAGAGGACAAUAAAUUCAUUCCUCGGGAGAUGGAUGGGGGUGCCAAAGAGUUUCAACAGCCACGGUUUGUACUGCACAGGCAGCAAGCUGCAGAUACCUCUCAAAUCACUGACGGAGGAGUACAAGGUCACAAAGGCUCGGAAAGUCAUCAUGCUACGAGACAGUAGUGCUGAGAAGGUCAGAGAAGCUGGAAUGCAGGUCAACACCGGGAGAAAGUGGAGGGCUGUCUGA
Messenger RNA from Dreissena polymorpha, 1104 nucleotides. RefSeq lists its product as uncharacterized. Bases 1 to 1104 code for a protein of 367 amino acids. NCBI's taxonomy places the organism in Eukaryota, Metazoa, Mollusca, Bivalvia, Myida, Dreissenidae. The transcript has a single exon. The record is from RefSeq and is a predicted model, not a curated record.